ACCACAACAAGAAUAUGGCGCUGCUUCAGUGGCGUCGCUUUAAUUUCUUUGAGAAAGAGCUCACAAAAAAUGCCGGAACGAAACAGCCUUGGAAUUUGCUACAGGAUGUGGACAUUGUUGCUUCAACAAGUGGAAGAGGACAGUUAAUAUUUGGAGAUUCGCAAGGAAACAUAUUUUUUCUUGACCGAAGUUUAGAAUUGUCAAGUUUCAAAGCUUUUGAGCUCUGUGUUUCGUUUCUGUGCCAACUACGGCAGCACAACAUUCUUGUCUCGAUUGGAAAAGAUGAAGCUGGAGUCAACCCACUGAUCAAAGUAUGGAAUUUGGACAAGACCGACAAGAUGGGCAAUCCACCUUGCAUGAGGAUAACUCGAGCCAUUCCUGGAAACAAUCCAGUUGAGGUUUCAUGUUUGGCUGUUCUUGAAAACCUGACGCAAAUGGCAGUUGGUUUUGAAGAUGGAAGUGUUGUUGUUUAUAAAGGAGAUGUUACUAGGGAUAGACAUAGUAAGCAUCGUCUCAUUCACCAUGACAACUAUCCAGUUACGGGUUUGGCAUAUAAACAAGUCAAAAACCAAGUCAUUUUGUUCGUAACAACAACUCAAUCAAUACUUUCCUACAAUACGUCUUCAAAGGAUCGAAAGGAAGUCUUGGACAUGCAUGGCUGCAAUCCCAAAUGCUCGGUUCUUAGCGAUAUCUCUCAAGAAAGUCAGUUUAUUUAUGUCGUUGGCAGAAAUGAGGCUUUGUACUUUUAUCAACCGGAUUGCCGUGGCGCUGUGUUGCCAUUUGAGGGAGAGAAACAAUUGAUUUCAUGGCACAGAGGGUAUCUGGUUGUUGUUGGAAACGAUAUGAAAGGAAUCCCGGGACAAAGCUCCUCAAGACAAAUGAACUUGGUGACAAUUUACGACAUACAGAAUAAGUUUAUCGCCUUUUCUGGUCCUAUUCCUGGCGUGGCGGAUGUUCUAAGCGAGUGGGGAUCCUUGUACAUCUUGACUUCGGAAAAUACAUUGUAUCAUUUCCAAGAAAAAGACACGCAGACCAAACUCGAAAUCUUGUUCAAGAAAAAUCUAUAUGCUGUCGCCAUCGACUUGGCAAGAAGCCAAAACUUCUCAGAUGGCCUCAUGGACAUAUUCACGCAAUACGGAGAUCACUUAUACAGUAAAGGUGAUCAUGAUGGCGCUAUGAAGCAAUACAUAAGGACAAUAGGACAUCUUGAACCAUCGUAUGUCAUCAGAAAGUUUCUAGAUGCUCAAAGAAUUCAUAAUCUUACGGCGUAUUUACAAGCUUUGCACCAUAUGAAUUUAGCAAACACUGAUCACACAACACUUUUGCUCAAUUGCUAUACAAAACUAAAAGAUCGCUCGAAACUAGACGAAUUCAUUAUGACCGACAGAGAAUUAAAUUUUGAUGUGGAAACAGCGAUAAAGGUCUGCCGACAAGCGUGUUAUUUUGAUCAUGCCUUGUAUUUGGCCGAGAAAUUUUCUCAAAACGACUGGUAUUUGAAAAUACAACUGGAGGACAAUAAGGACUACCAGAAGGCUCUGGACUAUAUAGGCAAACUGGAGUUUCCUGCGGCAAAAUACAACCUACGAAACUAUGGCAAAACUCUGAUGCAAGCCGAACCAGAUAAAACGACAGAACUUUUGAAACUGCUGUGUACUGAUUAUCGCUCAAGUGAAAGUCCACUGGUGGACGAUAUUGAUAUGUCAGGCAAGCCACGCAAGAUCCUACGUGCCGAACCAGAAACUUUCAUCCACAUUUUUGUCCACCAGAAAAACCAAUUGAUCGAGUUCCUUGAACACAUGACCAAGGUGCGAGAGAAAUCUUCCACAAUGGUUUGCAGCACACUCUUGGAACUUUAUCUCAACAAAGCGAAGCACUGUAAAGACAAAUUGGAUGAAGUCGAACCUUUGACCAAAGCCCUCGCGCUGUUACAAAAUGUCGAGGGAAAAUACGACAUCGACAACGAUCACGCUAUGGUUCUUACACAAAUGCAUAACUUUAAAGCUGGUAUCUUACUGCUUUACGAGAAAUCCAAACUGUUUCCUCAAAUACUUCGCUAUCACAUGGAACACGACGAACAUGCGAACGUGAUGGAUACGUGCAGGAACUACGGUUUUCAAGAUCCCAACCUGUGGGUUCAGGCGUUGUCCUAUUUUGCAGGCAAGGAGGAAGAUUGCAAGGAUUACAUUAUGGAGGUCCUGACGCACAUCGACAAACAUAAUUUACUUCCACCGCUUCUUGUACUACAAACUCUUGCUCACAACUCCACCGCAACUCUGUCUGUCGUCAAGGAUUACAUCGUCAAACGUUUGCAACAAGAGGAUGAACAGAUAGCCCAAGAUGAACGCCUCAUACGGCAGUACAGGGAGGAAACGGAAAAAAUGCGAAAUCAAAUCAAAGAUCUUAAGACGAGCGCAAUCGUAUUCCAGUCGGCCAAGUGUAACCUUUGUUCCAGACCUCUUGAGCUGCCGGUUUUACACUUUUUCUGCCAACACUCAUUCCACACAGUUUGUUUCGAAGGAUACGCGGACAAGGACGAAGAAUGUCCGAUUUGUGCUCCUGAAAAUAAAAAAGUUCAGGACAUAAUUCGUUCUCAAGAAGAAAUGAAAGAUCUUCAUGAUCAAUUUCACAAUCAGCUUGAAAGAGCAAAUGAUGGAUUCUCUGUUGUGGCAGAUUACUUUGGUCGUGGGGUAUUUAACAAAGUAACCAUAGUUACCGACCAGACCGGUAAAAAAGCGAAGGGGCUACCAGAAUACGACGAACAAACGCAAAGAAAUUUGUUGAUGUCAAACUCACCUGGUAAUCCUUUCUUGUAACGUAAUAUAACUGAUGUGAACCGGCAAACAAGGAUUAAUCUCUCGUUCAAGUUCCGGUGCCUCGUUGGCACAGAGCUUGCCCAAGCGCUAAUGAUGGCUUUUAAUAAAAUUGAAAAAGACAGCUGAUGAAAUCAAAAUCUAGAUAUGAAAACAAUUAGUUUCUAACGAAAACAAAAAAGUGUAAUUAAUGAAUUAAUAUGAUUUUCAUUCAAUACAAUGAAUAC
Dendronephthya gigantea is the source of this 3037-nucleotide messenger RNA. Its product is annotated as vacuolar protein sorting-associated protein 11 homolog. Lineage: Eukaryota; Metazoa; Cnidaria; Anthozoa; Malacalcyonacea; Nephtheidae. Gene Ontology annotation, molecular function: protein binding; protein-macromolecule adaptor activity. The transcript is spliced from 36 exons. Gene Ontology annotation, cellular component: endosome; HOPS complex. Gene Ontology annotation, biological process: organelle fusion; vacuole organization; vesicle-mediated transport. The coding region runs from base 15 to 2813 and encodes 932 amino acids. The record is from RefSeq and is a predicted model, not a curated record.